Molecule: messenger RNA, 972 nt
Organism: Vespula pensylvanica (western yellowjacket)
Lineage: Eukaryota; Metazoa; Arthropoda; Insecta; Hymenoptera; Vespidae
Product: mannose-P-dolichol utilization defect 1 protein homolog
Exons: 5
Coding region: 111-854 (247 amino acids)
Biological process (GO): oligosaccharide biosynthetic process
Source: RefSeq, a predicted model, not a curated record
ACAUUAAAUUAAAAUAAGUUUAAUUACUCGGUGAUAGAUAUAAACGGUGUGAAUAAUAAAAUAAAAUUUUAUUAAAUUUAUAUUGUAAUAAUAUACAUUGCGAGGAUAUAAUGGCCUCUUAUAUUAAGAAUAUGUCUUUAUUCUUUUUUACGAAAAAAUGUAUAAAAAUAUAUUUCGACGAUCUGAAUUUUCUACACGUUGAAUGUUUCAAGGAAACACUGAGUAAAAUUUUAGGACUUGGCAUCAUCGCUGGAUCCUUAUUGGUGAAAGUGCCACAAAUUAUUAAAAUUUUUAAAAAUAAAGAUAGCAAAGGUAUCAAUAUCUUUAGCGUAUUGUUAGAUUUAUUUGCUAUCACUGCUAUGACAUCCUAUAGUUUUGCGAGUGGUUUUCCAUUUAGCUCAUGGGGAGAUGGAGUAUCGUUAGGUAUACAGACACUAAUAAUUGCAUUAUUGGUUUUUCACUUUAAUGGCGAUACUGCAACAGCAACGGCCUUUCUGGCAGGUUAUAUAUCUAUACUUAGCGCUGUUGUAACUGGUUUAACACCAAUUAAUUUACUUUGGACCUGUCAAGCAAUGAAUAUACCUAUUGUUCUUAUUAGCAAGUUUAUACAAGCUUAUACAAAUUAUUCUAAUGGAAGUACCGGCCAAUUAUCUGCAAUAACAGGUUUUAUGCUUUUCUUUGGUUCAUUGGCAAGAAUAUUUACUUCUAUUCAAGAAACUGGAGAUAUAACUAUGAUAGUUAUGUAUUCGUGUUCAACUUUUGCGAAUGCCAUUUUAGCUGCACAAAUUCUUUAUUAUUGGAAUGUUGAAACUGUAGAUUCUAAGAAAAAAGAUAAAACUAAAAAAAAGGAAUAAAAGAAAGUUAUCAGUAUAAUAAGAUAUAAGAUCUAAUGGGGAUGGCAAUAUAUUUCAUAUUACUUAUGUUUAUACAAAUUUAUCUGUUAUUACAUUAAUACAAGUUAAUUCCAUUUUA